AUGGAAGAGGGAAAUCACUCCAUGGUGACUGAGUUCAUUCUCUCAGGGCUGACAGAUUGUGUGGAGCUGCAGCUCCCCCUGUUUGGGGUGUUCCUUCUGAUUUAUGUUGUCACCCUGGUAGGAAACGGGGGGAUGAUCUUGUUAAUUAUCACUGACCCCAGACUCCACACCCCUAUGUACUUUUUCCUUGGCAAUUUGUCUUUCUGUGACCUCUGCUAUUCCUCCAUAAUUUCCCCCAAAAUGCUGCAGAAUUUCUUAGACGAGAAGAACAGCAUUUCUUACACUGCCUGUGUUAUGCAAAUCUAUCUCUUUGUCGCUUUUUCAGAUAUUGAGUGUCUCUUGCUGGCUGUGAUGGCCUAUGACCGUUAUGUGGCCAUCUGUAACCCGCUGCUCUAUACGGUCACAAUGUCCCACAGGGUUUGUAACCUGCUGGUGUCUGGGGUGUGUGCUGUGGGGAUGGUGGAUUCAAUGAUACUCACGUAUUAUACAUUCCAGCUAUCAUUCUGCAGCUCCAACAUCAUCAACCAUUUCUGCUGUGACAUACCCCCACUGCUGGCGCUUUCCUGCUCUGACACCCACAUAAGUGAGAUUGUGAUGUUUGCAUCCAUGUGCUACAUUGAAGUAACCAGUGUUGUGACUGUCCUCCUCUCUUAUGUCUAUAUCUUCUCCACCAUCUUGAGGAUCCACUCUGCCGAGGGCCGGCGCAAAGCCUUCUCCACCUGCACAUUCCACUUGAUUGCGGUGGUCAUAUUUUAUGGCACUGUCCUUUUCAUGUAUUUCCGACCCUCCUCCAGUUAUUCCAUGGACAACGACAAAAUAACCUCAGUGUUCUACAUGCUGGUGAUCCCCUUGUUGAACCCCCUCAUCUACAGCCUAAGGAAUAAGGAAGUGAAGAACGCUGUGAAAAAAGCCAUGAAUAAACUCCUGACUCAUUCUUGA
Pelodiscus sinensis (Chinese soft-shelled turtle) is the source of this 939-nucleotide messenger RNA. RefSeq names its product olfactory receptor 5AR1-like. Gene Ontology annotation, biological process: G protein-coupled receptor signaling pathway. Gene Ontology annotation, molecular function: G protein-coupled receptor activity; olfactory receptor activity. Gene Ontology annotation, cellular component: membrane. NCBI's taxonomy places the organism in Eukaryota, Metazoa, Chordata, Testudines, Trionychidae. The record is from RefSeq and is a predicted model, not a curated record.